AAAGUGAAUAUGGUUUUUGCUCACAGAAUGGAUAACAGCAAGCCGCCUUUGGUUAUUCCUACGCUUCUGGUGCCCCUCCAAAACCACAGCUGCGCUGAAACAGCCACACUUCUGCCAAGCCAUGAUCUGAUGGAAUUCUAUAAGGAGCACAGUUGGGAAAGCAACAGAACAGAUCUGCGUUAUGAACCGAAACCCGGAGAAGUGGCCACAGCCAGCAUUUUCUUUGGGACCCUGUGGUUGUUUUCUAUCUUUGGCAAUUCCCUGGUUUGUUUGGUCAUCCAUAGGAGCAGGAGGACUCAGUCCACCACCAACUACUUUGUGGUGUCCAUGGCAUGUGCCGAUCUUCUUGUUAGUGUUGCCAGCACGCCUUUUGUCCUGUUUCAGUUCACCGCUGGAAGGUGGACGCUUGGGAGUGCAAUGUGCAAGGUUGUACGAUAUUUUCAGUACCUCACCCCAGGUGUCCAGAUCUAUGUUCUCCUCUCCAUCUGCAUUGACCGGUUCUAUACCAUUGUCUACCCCCUGAGCUUCAAGGUAUCUAGAGAAAAAGCCAAGAAGAUGAUUGCUGCAUCGUGGAUCUUUGACGCAGCCUUUGUGACCCCAGUGUUCUUUUUCUAUGGCUCCAACUGGGACAAUCACUGUAAUUAUUUUCUCCCUUCCUCUUGGGAAGGAACUGCCUAUACCGUCAUCCACUUCUUGGUGGGCUUUGUGAUUCCAUCUGUCCUCAUAAUCUUAUUUUACCAAAAGGUCAUAAAGUAUAUUUGGAGGAUAGGCACUGAUGGCAGAACAGUAAGGAGAACAAUGAACAUUGUCCCAAGGACAAAAGUGAAAACCAUCAAGAUGUUCCUCAUUUUAAAUCUAUUGUUUUUGCUCUCCUGGCUGCCUUUUCAUGUAGCUCAGCUGUGGCACCCCCACGAACAGGACUACAGGAAAAGUUCCCUUGUUUUCACAGCUAUCACUUGGAUAUCCUUUAGCUCUUCAGCCUCUAAACCGACGCUAUAUUCAAUUUAUAAUGCCAAUUUUAGGAGAGGGAUGAAAGAGACUUUUUGCAUGUCCUCUAUGAAAUGUUACCGAAGCAAUGCCUAUACGAUCACAACCAGUUCAAGGAUGGCCAAAAAAAACUAUGUUGGCAUCUCAGAUAUCCCUCCCACAGCCAAAACUAUCACCAAAGACUCAAUCUACGAUUCAUUUGACAGAGAAGCCAAGGAAAAAAAGCUUGCUUGGCCCAUUAACUCAAAUCCACCAAAUACUUUUGUCUAAUUUCUCAGAAUUCAA
Loxodonta africana (African savanna elephant) is the source of this 1272-nucleotide messenger RNA. It is a transcript of the gene GPR19, whose product is annotated as G protein-coupled receptor 19. The record is from RefSeq and is a predicted model, not a curated record. Gene Ontology annotation, cellular component: plasma membrane. The transcript has a single exon. Gene Ontology annotation, biological process: G protein-coupled receptor signaling pathway. Gene Ontology annotation, molecular function: G protein-coupled receptor activity. NCBI's taxonomy places the organism in Eukaryota, Metazoa, Chordata, Mammalia, Proboscidea, Elephantidae. Bases 10 to 1257 code for a protein of 415 amino acids.